GUUUUAAGAAUUGUUGCAUUUCUCCAGGUCCACCCCUCUCUCUAGCAUAAAAAAGUGGUUGGGCUGCCGUUCGCCUGGAAGACGAAUUACAGAUUGUGGCUUUCAUGCUCAUCUCAAACUGUACUAGGCGUUACUAUGCACGUGACUAAAGAUUAAUCCAACAAAGUCAUUCAUACAUUUCGGAAUUUCAGGCAACAUCGACUGCGAUGGCGACUUCACAAUGUGAAAAACAUGACCUGAGCUCAAGCAGAAAAGACAGAAGAGCCAGCAUGAUGUCUCCUUUAGAAUUUUCCGAGCUGAGGGUUGUUCUGGUGGGGAAGACUGGAGCAGGGAAGAGUGCAUCAGGAAACACCAUCCUGGGGAGAACUGAGUUCAUAGUAGAUUUCGCUGCAGAGUCUGUGACCAAACAAUGUGAUAGGAGCAGUGAGAUGGGCAUCACAGUCAUUGACACCCCUGGUCUGUUUGACACUCAACUCUCAGAGUCUUCAGUGACGACCCAACUGGUGGAGUGCAUCACUCUCUCCUCCCCUGGACCCCAUGUCUUCCUGCUUGUUGUUGCCCUUGGUCGUUUUACAGACGAAGACCACACUGCUGUUGCAAGGAUCAGGAACAUCUUCGGCGAAGCAGCAGUCAGACACACCAUGAUUCUCUUCACCCAUGGAGACACACUGGAAAAAAAGAAGAAAAGCAUUGAGGACUUUAUCCAGGCGGCUGGUGAAGGCCUGCAGCAGCUCAUUGAGACAUGUGGAAAAAGAUACCACGUCUUCAACAAUGAGAACUUGGACGACCGUGAGCAAGUAAAGCAGCUGAUGGACAAAGUAACAGACAUGGUGAAAGACAAUGAAGGGAGGUGUUACACCAAUGACAUGUACCAAAAAGUGGAGAGAGCCAUCCAGAGCAGAGCGGAAGAACUGAAACAGGGGUAUGAAAAAGAGCUGAAAGAGAAGGAAGACCUGGAGUCAGAAUUAGAGCGAGCAAUGAAGGCACUGGAUCUGAAAGACUCUGCUAUACAAGAAAAACAGAAAGAGAUAGAUGACCUGCAGGGACAAGUGAAACGGAUAAGAGAGGACAAAGACUUGCUAAAAAAGAAGAAACAGAGAGUCAGAGAUAAGGCAGAAAAAGACUUUGACAAGAAAAAUAUUGUUGUUGAAUUCGCUAGAAAAUCUACUGAACGUUGUACCACACACUGAUGAUCUGCACAAACAUGUUGUAAAAGAGCAGAGAAGUGGCAGAGACUGUCGGCAUGGUGUCAUUAUGAAGUUAAUGAUUGACUUCAUAACUCUCACUCCUUGGUUUGGGCAGCCAUGUUAGGUUUGGACAGCCAUUUUACUGUAAAUGAUUAUCUGAGCACUUAUGUUGCAUAUUAACCUAUAACAGUUCUAAAAAAGUGUAAUAUCUGCCAUACAAAGACAAUGAUACAAAUAAUGCUUGUGUUGAUAGCUUUUUGCAUAAUGCUUGCUUACAUAAUGCCAUAUUAAUCUCAUAUUAUAUUCUAUGAUGAAUAUAUUUUUAUAGAAUGCUACAAAACCACAAAAGCAAUAUUUUUACAGCAUCAAUACAAUGUCCAUGAAAAUUAGCAGCCAUUGUAUACUUAAGCAAUAAGGCACGGGGGGGUGGCCAAUACAGCAGGUUAAGGGCUGUACUCAAGCAGGACGCAACGCGGAGUGCCUGGAUACAGCCCUUAGCUGUGGUAUAUUGGCCAUGUACCACAAACCCCUGAGGUGCCUUAUUGCUAGUAUACACUGGUUACCAACGUAAUAUGAGCAGUAAAAACCAAUGUUUUGUCAUAUCCGUGGUAUACGGUCUGAUAUACCACAGCUGUCAGCCAAUCAGUAUUCAGGGCUCAAACCACCCAGUUUAUAAUGUUUCUUUGACAGUACCUGAUGGAUUCAACAAAACAAGUGGUCAAGUGGUAUUUUCAGUGGCCAUUUAUUUUACAGUGCCAUGAAAUAUCCAUGAAAUAACUUAAUAUGAACUAUUUAUGCUUAGUCAUUCAUCGUUCAGCCUUCUCCUGAUGAAUAAUGGUAGCUGUCUUAUACCAACUAUAAAGGAGAGGUGUAUAUUGCUAGCUAAUUUAGCCUGACAGGCAGGAAUAAACCUAAACCUAAUUCAGGUAAAUAUUAAAUGAUUGACUCUCAAAUGUGCAAUACCCAAGCAUAUAUUUAUGGUCAUAACUGAGGGUAAUAAAUCCAACUUAUAUUCAUGCUGUUAGUAGUAAUGCUAGAGGACAUUUCUGAACAUCCUAUCCUAUAAAUCAGUUAAUGUGUGGUGUUCUCUAGCAUGGCUGAAGAGCUGCCUUAAAGUGGUCCAGUUAAAAUGUAUUCAGGCCCCUUUCCCAGGUUAAUAGGAAAGGCAAGGCCAACUUUCACUCUCUUAUUCUCUAUCAGUCAGGGUUGGGAUCAAUCCCAUUUCCAUUUCAGUCAAUUCAGGAAGUACACUGAAAUCAAUUUUUAAACUAUGCCUUUCAAUUAGGAGAAUUACUAAAUAGGAAUUUGGUUGAUUUUCUGAAUUGACUGUAAUUUAUGAUGCAUGCAAAAUCUGAGCAGGGGAAAGCAACCUAAUUCUGCAUUCAUAGCCACGUGGGAAGGUGGUAAUGAAUUACCAGUUGGAUACAUUCACGUGCUUUGAACUCGUUGAGAAAUGCAGAUUGGCUAAUGGCCAACAUCGACUGUAAACUAAAGUACAUCUAUCAAUCUUAUAAACAAAUGUUAGUGUUCAAAAACCAUAUUUAUAGAUUUAUUUGUAUAAAUAAUGUUUUGUUGCAUGUAACUGCCAAAUGCUAAAGUAAAAAUGCUCUUAUUGAGGUCAUUUUCGUAGUAGGUGAGGUCAGAGGUCAGCUACUGCAGAGUCGAUAAAGUGGCACUCAACCUUAGUUGAGCCAUGCAUCGUCUGAGCAGGGGAACAACUUCCUGCCCCUGUCACCAUUAAGACGCCCACAAUUGAUACAGUUAGGGGGAGGAGAAAGACUACGACUCAAAGCACAGAGACUAGAAGAGGAAAUUACUGUUUAUACACCAUAUCCCCUCCUCUUGUAGAAACCAGCCCUGGUAGUGGAAAAGUCACAUGAUUUCAUCUAAAAUGUGUCUUUGCAUUAUAACUCCCUGCCCUCUAGAUACAACUUGAUUUUUUAAACUCAUAAUACAAGUAUGGUCAUAGCAUUCACCAUGCAACAAUGUUCUUUCUCCUUUAGGUCUAUCCUUCCUGUUAAGCUGCUAUCUCUUUGAGUGUGAUUUAGCAGCCUAAGUCACAUGACUUCAUAGAAAAUGUGUCUUUGCAUUAGAACUUCCUGCCCUCUCGUCACUUUUGUGUUGACUCAAAAGUGUCCAUAAUGUAUCAAGUUUCUAUGUUUAUACAACGAGGGAAUAAGUUGACUGUGGUGCAUAGUAGAUAAUGAAGCUUUCUUUCUAUUAUGAGAACUAUGGUUCUGUGAGGUCAUAAGAACAACACAAUACAGAAUUAUCACAUGGAUGAAGUCAUUCAUUACAGUAUGUUCCUUAGGGAAAUUUACUUGACAAAUGCUUGAUGGCUGAAAUGUGUCCUUUGUGAGUGUUAAUAAUACAUCUAAGUAAUACUUUA
Molecule: messenger RNA, 3576 nt
Organism: Salmo salar (Atlantic salmon)
Lineage: Eukaryota; Metazoa; Chordata; Actinopteri; Salmoniformes; Salmonidae
Product: GTPase IMAP family member 9
Molecular function (GO): GTP binding
Source: RefSeq, a predicted model, not a curated record